GGAGGUCUGCUACAUGCAAGCUGGACACUCUGCUGCUUGAAUGACAGGCGGGUCCCUGUGACUCUUCUCCAAUAGUUUAGUUUCUAGGUAUAGCAUAAACGCGAUCCUGUAAUCUUUCUCACUGACCCACAAUUGGUCUGUUCAAUUGUUAAUACGUAUACUGAGGUAAACGAUUAAGAAAAAAAAACACAAUUGGAAUAGACAACAAAUAGUUCGGGAGUUCAGGAGCUCGAUCAUAUCAUGGACUUUUUUCUCCUCAUCCAAAACACCUCGACGGGAUAAAAACAUGGGACACUGUGAGCCGGGAAAGCGUUAACCAGGAGUUGUAUACAUCAGUUAGCUUCUAUCACCAAACCUAUCCAUCCCCACCACCACAGCGUCCAUAAUGUCCGUGAAAAGCUUACCAAUAUCAAGGCCUAAAUCGGCCUUGGACGGACGGAGAGAUUCGUGUCCAACUUGCCAGAAUCUGCCCGCUACCCCCAAACUUGGAAAGAAAACUCCUUUGGACAAUGACAUACUGAUUAACACCAUCAACUACGCCCGAAGACGUUCUGGAGCCGAGCAGUGGCUAAAGAGAUCUGGUGUUCAGAGAUCAAACUCUAGUAUCAGCCAUCGUUUCUGCUUCCCGUGUCUGGCCAAGUACCGCAAGCCCGUCACAGAUGCUCCGAUACAGCUUAAACUUCGUUACAUGUUCUCCUGCCCUCCCCACGGGAAAGUGGCCUUCUGGAUGACCCUGGGUCUGCAGGCUGUCCUGCUCUGGGGCACUCUGUGGGCUAUCCUGGGCGGAGACCUGCUCCCCGGGGGUAACAUCUUUAGCAUUGUUGUCCUGGCCAUCGUCUGUACGUUCCUCGGCCUCCUCCUUGAGUUCAUACGGUUACCUCGUUUGUUAGGCGUCUUACUGGGUGGGAUCUUAUUACGCAAUAUACCAGGAAUUUACAUCGUAGAAAACAUUGACAGAGACUGGUCAUUUGCCAUCAGGAAGAUCGCAGUGGUGGUAGUCCUCAUCCGUGCCGGAAUCGGCUCCGAUCCCCGUGCUCUCGUUCAGCGGAAGUGGAUGAUCCUGCGGCUUACCCUGUUCCCUGCGAUCGUGGAGGCCGUCGCCGUGGCGCUGGCAACGCACUAUCUGUUGGACUUCCCCUGGCUUUGGUCUUUCAUACACGGAUUUGUCAUCGCUCCCAUGUCCGCGGCUGCUGCAAUUCCAUUCAUGCUGCAGUUCCAAUCAGCGGGCUAUGGCGUUACCAAGGGAAUCCCCACAACUAUCAAGUUUGGGGCCUGCUUCGACAAUGUUCUGGGUAUCAGCAUAUUUAGCGUCUUGUUGGACAUAGCAUUUGACCACGAUCAAGCCAGCCUGCCGUACACGAUCCUGAUGAAGGGCCCGGUACAGAUGAUCGUGGGUCUGGCAGUGGGUGUCGUCUGUGGAAUAAUCCUCUGGUAUUUACCUCACAAGAACAGUAAGAGGAAAGUGUUAUACCGGACCACGUUUCUGUUCGGACUUUGCCUUUUGGGUGCCUUCGCCACGGGCACGGCUAGUCUGUCAUCCGCGGGUCCGCUCGGUGUCAUCUGUACAGCGCUGGUAGCCAGGAUCAAAUGGAGACUUCAGGGAUGGACAGGUGUUAACGAUCCAAUACCUCCAAUAUUUGCACACAUCUGGAAGAUUUGCCAGAUUCUGUUGGCUGGAUUGGUCGGUUGUCUGCUGGAUGUCAAGGAUUUGGACUGGGAGGUUGUUGGCAUUGUCGUUGCCACCAUCGCUAUGGGAAUGGCGUUUCGUCUUCUCACGGCAUAUGCAGUCGUACAGUUCACCGAUCUGAACGUCCGUGAGAGGCUCUUCGUUAUGAUUUCCUGGAUACCGAAAGCUACAGUUCAGGCAGCGAUAGGCUCACUGGCAUUGGACCGGGCCCAAAGCAGCAAUGCAUCACCAGAGGUGGAGCGACGUGGAGAAAUUAUUUUAAUGUCGGCCGUGUUCGCCAUUCUCCUAACAGCGCCACUGGGAGCCGUGCUCAUCGCUAAUUCAGGUGACAAGCUGCUAAGUAAAGCCGAACACCACGAGCACGCCACUGAGGAUGAGUUGGAGAAUGCAGGGUAUGAUAACCUGGUCUUCAACUGGGACAAAUUCUCCAGACUCAAGGAACCUCGCGGAAGUUGUUCAACACUGGUUGGGAGUUCUCCCGAAAGUGCGACAGGAAGUGUUCCUGGGGACAGCCCUAAGGUGGGACACAGGUCUACAAGUAACAGUGACACAGUUUCUGACACAGGAAUCGAGUCUUUGUCCACAACAAACGGCAGUUCUGGCGCCGAAGACAACAAACCCAAGGCUAUUUUUCAUAUUUUGUCUGAAACGCCUCCUACGUCAAAAAAGCAGACGAGACUCCUUUUGGAGGAAGAAAUGUCGACACAUCUCUGACUAUUAACCCGGUGAAUUCAUUUUUACACAGCUGUAUUUUACUUCUUGAUUUUUAUUUUUUGAUAUUUCGUUAUGUACAAAAUGAUAUUGUUAAUGAAGCAUUAUGUAAUUAGUGCGCAGAAGAUCUUCUAGUCGGAUGUGCAGAUUAUAUCUUUGCUUACCGGUAACUACAUUGUCCUAAAUUGUCCUAAUCUAUGAUUACUGUGGAAGUUUAUAUGUAAGGAGAACAUUUAUAACUACUCAAUAUUUCUUCUGAAAUUCCAUUUAAAGUGUUUUUGCGUUUACAAUAUAAACUUGCAUAACCAAGUAAAGAGACCAGAAAUGCAUGUAAGUGUACAUAUAGUAAGGGAAAAACCAUACAUGGCGCUUUCCACAAAUUUUUUACAGACUGCUAAAAUUACCGUAAGUGUCUCCACCAAACGUGUAUCAUGUAGUAACAUACAGAGUCGCACCAUUACGGAUACAGGUAUACAAACUACGACAAAUUGUUAAUACGCAUCAUACAUCCUUUAAAAAAACAUUAUGGCGCCACUUGAAUAUAUUUCCUCGCCUAAUGGCCAUUCGCGUCAAAGCGGGCCUGACCUUCUCUUGUGCAUGUCAUGUGUCUUACUCAACAAAACAAGGUUAUGUUUUAUGUCAGGCGGGAAACGUUCCCCAAUCCCGUUAUAGCCGGGCUGCUUUCCAUAAAAGAUAUCUGUAUUCCACUCCGCAUUCUCUAGAUGUAUUGCGGCAUGGCUGAUUUUUUGUUGUUGUAUUUAGACAUAUGGCUUCAUUAAAGGCUCUCUG
Liolophura sinensis is the source of this 3187-nucleotide messenger RNA. Its product is annotated as sodium/hydrogen exchanger 9B2-like. Gene Ontology annotation, cellular component: membrane. The record is from RefSeq and is a predicted model, not a curated record. The transcript is spliced from 12 exons. Bases 386 to 2401 code for a protein of 671 amino acids. Gene Ontology annotation, biological process: proton transmembrane transport. Gene Ontology annotation, molecular function: antiporter activity. NCBI's taxonomy places the organism in Eukaryota, Metazoa, Mollusca, Polyplacophora, Chitonida, Chitonidae.